AAUUCAAUGUGAUCAAAGUUUCAGAUGGCAAGAAUCCGAGAAUAAUUAACAUGGCUUCAAUUUAAAAUUAAAGAAUUUUCAUUAGUGAUCCGAUAAAUUCUGACUAUUAAAACUAUAAGGUAGCAAACCAAAUCUCGAGGCUCAUCUCAGUAACACAGGGGCAUCCACAGUUUGGGUGUUGUACAGCAUUUGGAGGAGGUCCUAUAGAAGAUGAUCAUUAGGCGAAAUCGUGGUGUCAUAGGUGUUGUUGAAGGAUGUAAACUAAAACUGGUUUAAGCACUGGCCUACAACCGUAUAUAACAACAUUUUGUGAAGGUCGGAGUCUUGGUUGAGAAAAAAGCACUUGAGCAGGCUUCCUCUGUAUAUCCCUAAGUACAUUAAAGCCAUAUCAUUCAAGCUUUCUAGUCCAAGGUGGUAAUCUUCAGCAAAAUAUAUUGAUCUAUAAAUAAUAAUAAGAUUAAUAAAUAAUUUUGGAGUUAGAGGUAAUUUGGGGAUUUAAUAUUAGUGAAGAAAAAAGAAAUACAAUAUGUUAUUCACUAUAAAAAAAAGGAGGGAAGAUUUUUUAUCGAAAAGUUAAUGUAAAUGAAAAAGACAGGAAAAUAAUUUACAUAUGGACUGAGUAUAGUUGUGAAAACCUGAAUUAUUAUUAAAGGCCUACUUUUGAAUGUUACUAAUUUAGAGUUAAUGGAUUAACUUUGGAAUAUUACUAAUCCAUCUAUUCAAAUUUUUCAGUAAAUAUAUAAGAUUCAUCUUAUAUGAUGAUUAUUGCUCUAAUUUUAGUGUAGAUUAAAAUGUUUGGGGUAUAUAUAGAGUGUACAUUUGGAAUGAGAAUUAGAGUCAUAAAAUAGCCACGGUGA
This is a messenger RNA of Paramecium octaurelia, 857 nucleotides long. NCBI's taxonomy places the organism in Eukaryota, Ciliophora, Oligohymenophorea, Peniculida, Parameciidae. The record is from the annotation of a GenBank genome assembly.